This is a messenger RNA of Polyodon spathula (Mississippi paddlefish), 1871 nucleotides long. RefSeq lists its product as uncharacterized. Gene Ontology annotation, molecular function: cation binding; protein serine/threonine phosphatase activity. The transcript has 2 exons. The record is from RefSeq and is a predicted model, not a curated record. The coding region runs from base 111 to 1712 and encodes 533 amino acids. Gene Ontology annotation, biological process: protein dephosphorylation. Lineage: Eukaryota; Metazoa; Chordata; Actinopteri; Acipenseriformes; Polyodontidae.
AACCUCAUCACGUGACUAGUGAACACCUCGAGUAAUACAGUACAGUGCAGGCAGACUAAAGGGUUACUGGAAGUGAAGUAAUAUAGAGGAACAUCCCCCAUGCAGCAAGGAUGUUUGGUGUAAAUGCGAUACAUCCCCUACUCCAGGUUGAGAGAGGAGCACUGUGCGGUGCAAUGUGCAGACUGCUGAACUGUUACACCAAACACCUACACCAGCGCCGUGCUGCUAGUGUCCUCACAUUGGCUUGCUCACGCUGCACACCCGCUUCAGUGACGCCAUGCAGACAGUACAGAUCGAAAACUCACUCAAGUCAGCUCACCUUGGCUCAAAUGAACCGCAUCUUAAAGGCAAACGAGUACAGUUAUAAAGUCCACGAGUAUGACGGGAGACGCGUUAGCUCUGUCUUGGGGUUCGACAGCAACCUAUUGGCUUCCAACGUCCCCAUGGAAGAUCGCCGGAGUGCAGCGACUUGUCUGCAGAGCAGGGGCAUGCUUUUUGGGGUUUUCGACGGACACGCUGGCUACGCCUGUGCACAGGCAGUAACCGAAAGGCUGUUUUACUACAUAGCGGUCUCUCUGCUCCCUCUAAAGACCCUGGUCGAUAUCGAGGAGGCCGUGGAAAACGAGAGGCCCGUGUUACCUAUUCUGCAGUGGCACAAGCACCCAAACGACAACGUCAACACGGCUGCCGGGAAGCUUUACUUCAGCAGCCUUAGAACCUACUGGCAAGAGCUCAUUGAACUGGGUGGCGGGGAUCAGACAGGCACCGAAGCUGCACUUGUCAACGCAUUCAAGAGGCUAGAUAACGAUAUAUCUCUUGAAGCCCAGUUGGAACACGGAGACCCGUUUUCACCCUACACUCCGCUCAGGGUUGCUAUGUCAGGGUCGACUGCUUGUGUUGCACAUGUGGAUGCCAUGGAUUUGCACAUCUCCAAUCUUGGGGACAGUAGGGCCGUGCUUGGCGUUCUGAACCACGACGGCACUUGGACCGCGCAGACUAUGAGCAACGAUCACAGUGCUCAGAACCCAGAGGAAGUGAGAAGAGUUCUCUCUCAGCACCCCAAAUCAGAAGCAAAAACAGUGGUCAGACACGACAGGCUUCUGGGCCUGCUGAUGCCUUUCCGAGCUUUCGGGGAUAUUAAAUUCAAAUGGAGCAGAGAGCUUCAAAAGAGUGUGUUGGAAACCCGGGAAGAGCUGCUGUCUGGGACAGAGUAUGCAAAGUCACUCCCGACCAACUAUCACACCCCUCCCUAUCUCACUGCAGAACCGGAAAUCACUUACCACAAGCUAAGACCCCAAGAUAAAUUCCUUGUCCUAGCCACAGAUGGUUUGUGGGAACAGAUGCACAGGCAGACUGUAGUGCAAGUCAUAGGAGAGCACCUGACAGGGAUCCGUUUACAUCAGCCACUGUCGGGCCUUUCUUUCACUUUGGGCCAGAUGCACAGCUUGCUUGCUGAAAGAAAGGCUCAGGCUUCUUCUGGUUUUGAUCAUCAUAACACAGCUACACACCUGAUCAGACACGCUUUGGGUAGCGACGAGUUCGGUACAGUAGAGCACAGUCGUUUAUCCAAGAUGUUGAGUCUACCACAAGAGCUGGCAAGGAUGUACAGAGAUGAUAUAACUGUUACUGUGGUUCACUUCAAUCCACAGAUUGUCCAAGCACAUUAUAAUGGAGGGUUUCUGAAAGCCGAUCACAAGAGUCAAUAUUGCUAAUUAAUCAGUUACACUCUACAGCUUGUACAAUAUAGACUACAAACUAGUUAAAAUGUUGAUUAUUAGCUAACUGCUAGUUAUUAAUGGGACUUUAACUUGUUCAUCUAACUUUGGAUCUUUUUUGUUUAUUUGCUUUUUUAUAUUAGAUAACUUGGUGAA